Mesocricetus auratus (golden hamster) is the source of this 3662-nucleotide messenger RNA. RefSeq names its product cyclic nucleotide gated channel subunit alpha 3 (gene Cnga3). Lineage: Eukaryota; Metazoa; Chordata; Mammalia; Rodentia; Cricetidae. Bases 32 to 1927 code for a protein of 631 amino acids. The record is from RefSeq and is a predicted model, not a curated record. The transcript has 5 exons. Gene Ontology annotation, molecular function: intracellularly cGMP-activated cation channel activity; protein-containing complex binding; cGMP binding. Gene Ontology annotation, biological process: monoatomic cation transmembrane transport. Gene Ontology annotation, cellular component: intracellular cyclic nucleotide activated cation channel complex; plasma membrane.
CCUUGGAGUGGAAUGUGACAAGUUUGUGAAGAUGGCCAAGGUCAACACUCAAUACUCCCAGCCCUCCCUGACCCACAGUUCAGUAAAGACCCCAGACAGAGAUCUCAGUCACGUUGAGAAUGGCCUUGGCAGGGUGUCACGCCUCAUCAUCUCACUUCGUGCCUGGGCUGCCAGGCACUUACACCAUGAGGACCAGAGACCUGAUUCCUUCUUGGACCGUUUCCAUGGAGCUGAGCUGAAUGAGGUGUCCAUCCAGGAAAGCAAUGCCCAGCCCAACGAAGGCGGACAGGAACCACCAGAUACAGGGAAAGGAAGGAAGAAGGAUGCCAUCGUGGUGGACCCUUCUAGCAACAUCUACUAUCGCUGGCUGACCGUCAUUGCCCUGCCGGUCUUCUACAACUGGUGUCUGCUUGUGUGCAGGGCCUGUUUUGAUGAGCUUCAGUUAGAGCAUCUGAUACUGUGGUUGGUCCUGGACUACGCUGCAGACGUCCUUUAUGUUGUAGACAUGCUGGUUCGAGCCCGGACAGGUUUUCUUGAGCAAGGCUUAAUGGUCAGGGAUACCAAAAGGCUGUGGAAACAUUACGCAAAGACCUUACACUUUAAGCUGGACAUCCUGUCUCUCAUCCCCACAGACCUGGCUUAUUUAAAGUUGGGCAUAAACUACCCGGAACUGAGGUUCAACCGUCUACUGAAGUUCUCUCGAAUCUUUGAAUUCUUUGACCGCACAGAGACAAGGACCAACUACCCCAAUGUGUUCAGGAUAGGAAACUUGGUUCUGUACAUCCUCAUCAUCAUCCACUGGAAUGCCUGUAUCUACUUUGCCAUUUCCAAGUUCAUAGGUUUUGGGACAGACUCCUGGGUCUAUCCAAACAUCUCCAAGCCAGAGUAUGGGCGUCUCUCCAGGAAGUACAUUUAUAGUCUCUACUGGUCCACCUUGACCCUGACCACCAUUGGUGAGACCCCACCCCCUGUGAAAGAUGAGGAGUAUCUCUUUGUGGUCAUAGACUUCCUGGUGGGUGUUUUGAUCUUUGCCACUAUCGUAGGAAACGUGGGCUCCAUGAUUUCCAACAUGAAUGCUUCAAGAGCAGAGUUCCAGGCUAAGAUUGACUCCAUCAAGCAGUAUAUGCACUUCCGGAAGGUAACCAAGGACUUGGAGACUCGGGUUAUCCGGUGGUUUGACUAUCUGUGGGCUAAUAGGAAGACAGUGGAUGAAAAGGAGGUGCUCAAGAGUCUCCCAGACAAGCUGAAGGCUGAGAUCGCCAUCAACGUGCACCUGGACACCCUGAAGAAAGUCCGAAUCUUCCAGGACUGCGAGGCGGGGCUGCUGGUGGAGUUGGUGCUGAAGCUUCGCCCCACGGUGUUCAGCCCUGGGGAUUACAUAUGCAAAAAGGGGGACAUUGGAAGGGAGAUGUACAUCAUCAAGGAGGGCAAGCUGGCUGUGGUGGCUGAUGACGGGGUCACCCAGUUUGUGGUCCUCAGCGAUGGCAGUUACUUUGGGGAGAUCAGCAUCUUAAACAUUAAGGGGAGCAAGUCAGGGAACCGCAGGACGGCCAACAUCAGGAGCAUUGGCUACUCAGAUCUGUUCUGCCUUUCCAAGGACGAUCUGAUGGAGGCCCUCACGGAAUACCCAGAUGCUAAGAAGGCCCUGGAGGAAAAGGGUCGACAGAUUCUGAUGAAGGACAACCUAAUUGAUGAGGACCUGGUCAAGGCCAGGGAAGGUACCAGAGACAUUGAGGAGAAGGUGGACUACCUGGAGUCAUCCUUGGAUACCCUGCAGACAAAGUUUGCACGACUCCUGGCUGAGUACAGUGCCUCGCAGAUGAAGCUGAAACAGCGCCUCAGCCAUCUGGAGAGCCAGAUGAAUGUGAGGGGUCAUGGCUUCUCAUCUGAUGGGGAGAGUUCUGGGGAUGCUGCAAAGACAGAGUGAGAAAUGCAGGUGGUUAUCUGCCUCCUGCCUCCCACAGCCAGUUAUCUGCAGCUGAGUGGUACAGGGCUUGGCUGGGGAUUUACCUCAGUGCUAUUUAUCCCUUGCAAGUGGUGUGACUGCAAGAGAGAACCUUGGUUUCCUCAUCUAGGAAAUAGGACUCAUGAGUGUCAACUCUAUGGGAUUCCAGAUUAUCUUGAGGUCUACAUGAUACAUGGCAAAGGGUUUGGGCUUUGGAAAGUGCAAAGUGUUCCCAAUCAAGUGUGUUAUAUGGUAUGUGUACGAGAUAUGUGGGUAUGUGCAGUUGGUUAUGGAGGCCAGGCAACGGUGUUGGACCCCCCUGGGCUGGAGUUACAUACUGUUGUAAGCUGCCCAAUGUGGGUGCUGGGAUCCUGUCUUAGGGUUAUUAUUGCUAUGAAGAAACACCUUAACCAAAAGCAAGUUGGAGAGGAAAGGUUUGUUUGGUUUAUACUUCCACAGUAUAGUCCAUCACUGGAAAGUCGGGGCAGGAACUCAAACAGGGCAGGACCCUGGAGGCCGGAGUGAAUGCAGAGGUCAUGGAGGAUGCUGCUUACUGGCUUGUUCUUCAUGGCUUGCUAACACUGCUUACUUAUAGAUCCCAGGACCACCAGCCUAGGAGUGGUUCCACCUACAAUGGGCUGGACCCUCCUACAUCUACCACUAACUAGGAAGAUGCUUUAUGGGUUUGCCUACAGCUGGGUCUUAUGGAAGAUUUUUCUCAGUUGAGGCUCCUUCCUCUCAGAUGACUCUAGCUUGUGUCAAGUUGAGAUUAAAAAACCAACCAGCACAGAUCCAAACUCACAGCCCUUCCCAUAUUUGCUAAAGUGAAGGUCUUGCUGUGUUGCUCAGUCCAACCUUCAACUCCUGUGCCCAAAUGAUGUUCCCAAGAAGCAGGGACAGCCGGGCGUUGGUGGCGCACGCCUUUAAUUCCAGCACUCAGGAGGCAGAGGCAGGUGGAUACCUGUGAGUUAGAGGCCAGUCUGAUCUACAGAGCAAGUUCCAGGACAACCUCCAAAGCAAUACAGAGAAACCCAGUCUCAAACAAAGCAAAACAAAACAAAACAAAGCAAAACAAACAUAAAAGCUGAGACCCAUGGACAAUGCCCUUUUAACCUACACCUUUUCCUUAAAGAAGCUUCAAGCCCCGAUCCCCUGCCCCAUGGAAUUGCAUCCUCAAGCAAAAGUGCUUAUCUAUUGGAAAGCUUGUACAUCACAAGACCUAUUUUUAGCUAACAACCAGAACUCCAUUCACAUUUUUGCCCUUAGGUUCUGUGACUGUGAGUUAUUUGUUCAGUGUUCCAUCCUCCAAUGCAUGUUGUAAGUUCUUCCCUUCCCAUCUUCAUUUCUUCUUUCUCUUUCCUUCUAUCCUUCCUUCCUCUCCAUCCUUCUCCUGUGCUCCCUCUUCUUCCUCUUUCUUUCUAUCAAACAAAAUUCCCCCGACCCUUGCUUUGAGACAAUGUUAAAGUCUCAGGGGCCAAAUGUCAUAAUCUAUAAUUGAGUCCUAAUGUUGUUCAUGCAAAAGACACUCUAUGAUCAAUUAUGCAUUUGUGUCUCUUCUUGUGGGUCACAUGAUCAUUUCUUGUGGGCCAUCUGCUAUUUAAUCCUUUUAAAUGGUUAGAAGAUGUAUUAAAGAGCAUGGAUUCAACUUCAUAUCAUCAACAAAAUGUAAUCAAUAAAUGUUAUAUAUUUUAUAAAAUUAAAUAUUUAUAACAAUGAA